AACACUGAACUGUAACUUCCGCUAACUUAGGAGAGCCUUUUUUCUGACCAAUAACAAAGCCACUUUAUUUGGUGGCAAGCACAAACACUACGCAUGCGCAAAUGAAGUAUUGCUGUCGAAGCGAAGGAAGCUAAACAGUAAAGCUCCCUGUACACAAAAUGGAGCCCCAGCAAGAUGUGCAACCACCGAGGCAGCAGCCUAUGUUUUAUAUUUGUGGAGAGUGCCACACUGAAAACGAAAUCAAAGCCCGUGAUCCAAUCCGGUGCCGAGACUGCGGCUACAGGAUCAUGUACAAGAAGCGGACAAAUAGAUUGGUUGUUUUUGAUGCUCGGUGAAGUGGGUUUGAUUUUUUUCCUCAUGCAGUUUUUUUUUUCCCCCUCAUGCUAGUGUCUGACCAUGUGAAUAAAUGUGGUGACUCUUUGAUUGCCCUAAGUUAAUCUGCA
Molecule: messenger RNA, 443 nt
Organism: Phyllopteryx taeniolatus (common seadragon)
Lineage: Eukaryota; Metazoa; Chordata; Actinopteri; Syngnathiformes; Syngnathidae
Gene: polr2k
Product: RNA polymerase II, I and III subunit K
Exons: 4
Coding region: 159-335 (58 amino acids)
Biological process (GO): DNA-templated transcription
Cellular component (GO): RNA polymerase III complex; RNA polymerase I complex; RNA polymerase II, core complex
Molecular function (GO): DNA binding; zinc ion binding; DNA-directed RNA polymerase activity
Source: RefSeq, a predicted model, not a curated record